AUGCCCGGCCCCGUUUUACCCGGGUCCCCCCGGGCCCUGCCCACGACAGGCAGCCGCCGCUGGCCGUACGGCCGCAGGGAGCCGGGGUGCCGGGCAGCGGGAGGCUCGACACCACCCACCCCGCACGGAGAGCGCAGGGAGGCCCGGGUAGCAGCGGGUCGCCUCCGGGAGCGGCCCUUGGGCGCCCCCGCCCCGCGCCCGCCCCGGAAGCUCCCGUCGUGCCCCGCGGCCCGGAAGCGGAAGCGCGGCGGGGCUGGAGCCGGCGGCGGGCAGAUGGCGGAGUGCGGGCCGCAGCCCCCUGGGGGUGGCAGCGGGGCUGCGGGGGCGCCGAGCCGGCACGAGAAGAGUCUGGGGUUGCUGACCACCAAGUUCGUGUCGCUGCUGCAGGAGGCCAAGGACGGCGUGCUCGACCUCAAGCUGGCUGCGGAUACCUUGGCUGUGCGACAGAAGCGACGGAUCUACGAUAUCACAAAUGUCCUGGAAGGCAUCGGGUUGAUUGAGAAGAAAUCCAAGAACAGUAUCCAGUGGAAAGGGGUGGGUCCUGGCUGCAACACACGUGAAAUAGCUCAUAAACUUAUCGAGCUGAAGGCAGAUAUAGAGGACCUGGAGCAGCGGGAGCAGGAGCUGGAGCAGCAGAAGAUGUGGGUUCAGCAGAGCAUAAAAAACGUUACAGAAGACAUGCAGAACAGUCGAUUAGCGUAUGUGACGCAUGAAGAUAUCUGCAAAUGCUUCACAGGAGAUACCCUCCUUGCCAUACGAGCCCCAUCAGGCACACGUUUGGAGGUUCCCAUCCCUGAGGGCCUAAAUGGGCAGAAGAAAUAUCAAAUCCAUCUGAAGAGCACAAGUGGCCCCAUUGAUGUUCUCUUAGUAAACAAAGAUGCUUGGAGCUCUCCUCCUGUCGUACUACCUGUCCCUCCCCCUGAAGACCUCAUUCAGUGCCAGGCAGUUGCACCCUCAAAACCACAGCUACCACCGCUUGCCCACUUCCAGGAGGCAUCUGUUCCCAGCAGCACCCAGCCCUCUACACCGACACCCACCAGCACUCAGGACCAUAGCCCUCCCACACAGAAAGCUGCAAGCACAGAAUGCGGUGUCCCAGCGGCAGAAUCCAAGAGCAGCAGCAACUUUGAUCCCCUCGGUGAUGCGUCUGCAUCAGGCGGCCAGGCGGCCGGGUUAGAUACCCAGCCGCUGCAGUCCUCUGCCUCGCUGGACAGCAGCUCCGUCCCACCCAGCCCCUCUACCUCCUUCGAGCCGAUCAAGCCCGAUCCCACAGGAAUACUGGAACUUCCCAAAGAGCUGUCAGACAUGUUUGAUCCAACGAGAGAAUGUAUGAACUCUGAGCUGCUGGAAGAGCUGAUGUCGUCUGAAGUGUUUGCUCCCUUGCUCCGCCUCUCCCCUCCACCUGGAGACCACGACUACAUCUAUAACCUGGAUGAGAGCGAAGGUGUCUGUGACCUCUUCGAUGUGCCUGUCCUCAACCUCUGACUUCUCAGUGCGGCUGUGCACCUUGCGAACACAGACUGUUUUGUAACUUUGGAAAGUGUCUAUUUUUGGAUUCCUUUUGUGCUAGAGCUCAAUGAGUGAGUGAUUCAAAGAUGCUCUCGUAUGGACUCAGAACCAAGAGAUGUGGACUUGCA
Falco peregrinus (peregrine falcon) is the source of this 1637-nucleotide messenger RNA. RefSeq names its product E2F transcription factor 4 (gene E2F4). The coding region runs from base 1 to 1485 and encodes 494 amino acids. NCBI's taxonomy places the organism in Eukaryota, Metazoa, Chordata, Aves, Falconiformes, Falconidae. The transcript has 10 exons. Gene Ontology annotation, biological process: regulation of transcription by RNA polymerase II. Gene Ontology annotation, molecular function: DNA-binding transcription factor activity, RNA polymerase II-specific; protein dimerization activity; RNA polymerase II cis-regulatory region sequence-specific DNA binding. The record is from RefSeq and is a predicted model, not a curated record. Gene Ontology annotation, cellular component: RNA polymerase II transcription regulator complex.